Molecule: messenger RNA, 2340 nt
Organism: Branchiostoma floridae (Florida lancelet)
Lineage: Eukaryota; Metazoa; Chordata; Leptocardii; Amphioxiformes; Branchiostomatidae
Product: monocarboxylate transporter 13-like
Exons: 6
Coding region: 313-1782 (489 amino acids)
Biological process (GO): monocarboxylic acid transport; transmembrane transport
Molecular function (GO): monocarboxylic acid transmembrane transporter activity
Source: RefSeq, a predicted model, not a curated record
GUUGUUUUAAAGAAAGGUCAAACGGGGUCAUGGGAAGCUGUCAGCUGGAACAUGGCGCGAAAUUCUUUGGCAGCUGCUAUUUCUGUCAGCAGUGUGUGUGUAUCAGACACGUAACUUAUUACACGUUCGCUGUUUUAGAAACGAAGGUCAGUCUGUUGUUCUGGUUGAAGGUUAACGUCAGACUGUGACAGCUUAUUGGAUGUCAAAAGUGAGACUGAGACAUCCAUGCAAGUGUGUGCUGGCCUAACCCUAGUGUGGACCCGCAUUGUUUGAGAAGACUAGCAAACUGCUAAUUAACUUAUAGUAUAAACAAUGCCAGGAAACAGGCAGCUUAAGAACAGAACUGCUGUGGACCCACCAGACGGAGGCUGGGGAUGGGUUGUCGCGCUGGCAGGUUCCGGGAUUCUCGCAAGUACGUUUGGCAUCAUCCACUCAUCGGGCGUCUUCUUUGUUCCGUGGAGAGAGCAGUUUGUCGGCGCCUCGGCUGCAGAGGUCGCCUUGGUUUCAACAAUGGUUAUGGGGAUAACGAAUUUGGCAGCACCCAUAUCGAGUGGUCUUGGUGGGAAGUUUGGAUUCCGUCCAGUCAUCAUGGCAGGAGGUGUGCUGGCAGCAGCAGGGUUCUGUCUCAGCCGGUUUGCAACUCACAUCUCCCACCUUUACAUCACUGUUGGCUGUCUUGUAGGGUUUGGCAGCAGCUUGAGUGUAACAAACAUCCUGGUAUGCUUGGGAAGAUACUUCACCACAAAGAGACUCCGAGCCAACAGUAUUUCCACACUGGGAGGGAGUCUGGGUGCCUUCGCUUUCCCGCCUCUCUUCCAACUACUGAUAGAUGAAUACGGGACGAAGGGGGCUCUUUUGAUCGCCGGUGGUAUCAUACUUCAUGUUGUGCCGCUCGGAGCACUGGUGCGCCCAAUCCACCUCAAAGCUGAAGCGACAAGCAUAACGAAUUCAAGAAAGCAACCUGUCUUUCCAGAUGACAAUACUUUAUCUGUAGAAAUACAAGACAAGGGUUCACAUGGUUGCUUUUAUGGUUGCAGUAUAAGAAAGAGAUUUCUGUCUGUACUUGAUGUCAGUCUUUUGAAGGAACCAUCCCUUUUGAUAUUUCUUAUCUCAGUUGGUUUUGUAGCGUCCAAUCGCCAAGCCUCCAACAUCUACCUCAUCCCACGUGCAAAGUUUCUGGGCAUAGACGACUAUCCCGCCGCUUUCCUCAUGUCUAUUGCGGGCAUCCUGGGAAUGUUUGGUCGUGGCAUUGCCGGAGUGCUGCCUGAGUGGGAGAGGUAUCGACGUAUCGACCAGUACGGGACAGUAGCUGUCGCGAUGGGCUUUACGAUGAUGCUGGUGCCAUUGGCUGUGUCAUAUGGCAGUAUGGUCGCCUACAGUGUUGUAAUUGGGCUGCUGUUUGGGGCGCUCAUCCCGUUAACUAUCACGACAGUUUCAGACCUUGUUGAGAUUGAAAGACUUCCCAGCGCCAUGGGACUCAGGAUGUUUGUGCAAGGUGUUGCCACUCUAGCUGGACCAGCUGUUUCAGGGGCCUUACGUGACGUCACUGGUAGCUAUGAUGCAACAUUUCUGCUGGGUGGGGCAUGUGUUCUGUUCGGAGGGCUGAUUCCAUUUUCACUGCACAUGCGAGUGUUUACUCAAUACAAGGUCAAACAAACAAACAAACAAACAAAGGAGGACAUCAUGGAUGACACAGGCAUGGUGGACACAGCAGCACUGAAUGAUAAUGAACCUGCUCCUCCAGAUAGACCAAUGAUAGUAACAAAAGAAACAUCAUUAUGAGUUUAUCAUAAUUUUUUAUGAAGAUUGUAAUGAUUGUGAUAAGUGAUAUCCUGUUUUGAUAUGAGAGUGGGACAAAACGUUUCACAGCAGAAUAGACCAUUUUACAAAAUUUUACAAAUAUUUAUGAAAACAAGGACUGGGUUAAGGAAAUGCAUGUAAAAAUUUAAUAAACAUUGUUAGGAAAGUUGUAAGCAAGGGUGCAAGCAAGGGUGCCAUAAAAGGUGUUUGGGUUAAUAUCAAGUUUAUUUUAGCAAUUCUAGUUUUGCCCAAAGCACCACCAAGAUUUUGGAAAUUGAUCUAUUAACGUGCCUGAAUGUCUUUAUAUUUUGUCGCUGUUGUACAAACUAUUAAAAUGUGCAAUAAGCAACAUUUUUAAUAGAAUAGUUCUUUUGAAAACAAUGUACAUUACGAUUUCUUAUCAUCUAGGAAAGAAUUUGUAAAGUUACAUUUUUUGUCAUAAGUGCCACAAUCUAGCAGUUUGGUUGCCAAGGUAUUUUAUGGGUAUUGUAUUCAUAUCCAUGUGCAAUUCAAUAUAAAACCCAAUACAAAAGUUGGAAA